This is a messenger RNA of Oncorhynchus tshawytscha (Chinook salmon), 2148 nucleotides long. RefSeq names its product Krueppel-like factor 11. The record is from RefSeq and is a predicted model, not a curated record. Bases 139 to 1668 code for a protein of 509 amino acids. NCBI's taxonomy places the organism in Eukaryota, Metazoa, Chordata, Actinopteri, Salmoniformes, Salmonidae. Gene Ontology annotation, molecular function: RNA polymerase II cis-regulatory region sequence-specific DNA binding; DNA-binding transcription factor activity, RNA polymerase II-specific. Gene Ontology annotation, biological process: regulation of transcription by RNA polymerase II. The transcript has 4 exons.
CCUGAUGUUUUACACAGCUGAGAGAGGACGUAGUGAAAACGAAUUGAACAGCCAGUCUCUACUGAUCGGGCGGAGUGACACCGCUUCUUUUGUUCCAUAUCCGGUUGACGCUAAACUUAAUUCAAAUAUACCUAAACAAUGCCGUUACAAAAAUGUUCAGACAUUGAAGUCUCGUAUGGGAUGAAUGGGAUGGGGAUGGACUAUUGCGGCUCCUAUCUGAAGAGGAAGAGGCACUACAGUGAGCAGUCCUCCCCAGGCUGCAGUCUGGAGUACACAGACCUGGAGGCUGCAGAGGCUCUGGUCUGCAUGAGCUCUUGGGGCCAACACCGCCCCAACCCCUGCAAACCCAGACCCCUUACCCCCGCCUCGGACUCCUGCGACUCCCUUUUGCCUCCGGACCCACCGGAGACCCCCAAAGACUUUGUCUCGCUCUCCUCCCUGUGUAUGACACCUCCUCACAGCCCCAGCUUUGCUGAAACCUCCACCAGCGCUGCCAUCCACACAAGCACCUCUCCUCUGAGCCGGCCCAGCUCCAGCCUUUCUGUAAGGGUCUGUGGGGUCCCACGACCGCCCAUGGCCUCUAUUGCUGAGUCCCCAAACACUGGAAAGACCCCAACACCGGCACCGUGCCGAGCAAUGGUAACCAGCGUCAUCCGCCACACCGCAGACACACAGCCCUGCGAGCAAAUUCCAGCACACCCCACCGAGCAACAGAGGAUCUCAGAGCUGGUGGUCCAUCAACAGCACACAGUAAAGCCUGAACAGAGCAGCAAACCUCCCUUCACACCCAACCUCGCCCUCAUCUCUUCCUGUAGGGAACAGCCAGUCAAGACUGAGAAGGAAGAGCCACAGGCUAUCCACUGUAAGGAGAGCCCCUCCCCUCCUCCCGCUAACACCCAAUCACAAAACAGCCUGCCCACACGCCUCUCCCCGCCCCCCACCUCCAUUCCUCCAAUCAUCUGCCAGAUGUUCCCGGUGACCAGCCAAUCAGGGAUGAUCUCAGCGUUCAUCCAGGGCCCGAUGCAGACAUCUAGGACCCCCACAUCCAUCCUGCCCCAGUCUGGCCCUCUAGGGGCCCUCCAGCAGCCCUUCCUCAUGGGCCAGGCUAUGCCCCAGGGCACGGUGAUGCUGGUUCUCCCCCAGUCCCACAUGUCUCAGGCACCCCACUGCUCCCCACAGACUGUCAUGACCCUGGGCCACACCAAGCUGCUACCUCUGGCCCCCGCCCCGGUCUACGUGCCCGCCGGACCCUGCAGUGCCACAAAGAUGGACUUCUCCCGCCGGAGGAACUACGUGUGCAACUUCCCCGGCUGCAGGAAGACUUACUUCAAGAGCUCCCACCUCAAGGCACACCUCCGAACACACACAGGUGAGAAGCCCUUCAGUUGCAGUUGGGAGGGCUGCGACAAGAAGUUUGCGCGCUCCGACGAGCUCUCGCGUCAUCGGCGGACCCACACGGGCGAGAAGAAGUUUGUGUGUCCCGUGUGCGAACGGCGCUUUAUGCGUAGCGACCACCUGACCAAACAUGCCCGCCGUCACAUGACCAGCAAGAAGACCCCCUCCUGGCAGGCCGAGGUGCGCAGCCCCAACAAAAUGUCCUGUCCCAAGCCUCUGCCGUCAAACCCUGCCUCACUCUCCCUCAGUAUGCGGGUACCUGCCUUAAACUAGACUCUGCCCAACACUACCCACUAGUGACUUCUUACCCCAAACCCCCAAACCAUGACAUGGAUAUGGGGGGCAGCCAAGCACACAAGGCUGCCAUUUUACUCAUGGAGAAUGUCUGAAGACAUGCACUGGACUCUGUAUUUUUUUUUAUUUUACUGCUCAUUUGUACAUUUUUGUUUUGCAAAAGGCAUUGUUUUGUUUACUUUUCAGAUAUUUUACACAAUUGUAUGUAUGUACGCACUCUUUUGCCAAAGCCUUUGUAAUGAAGUUUGUCUUCUACAUUUCACCUGUCUUCUUUGUAUGUAUAUUUGUACAUAAUAUCUAUGUGAUUGUGUUGUAUUUCAAACUACAUUUGUUAAUUUGGGAAAAUGACUUAAUUGUGUAAAAAAAUCUAUGUGGAUAGUAAUCUAUACUGUGAUAAUUACUUACUGACUUUUCAUAUUAUUUAAUACACAUUUGUAAUAAAGACAUAUUAUUAACUGA